AUGGCCGACAAAAUGGAGACUGAUACCAUCUCUGGUACGAAGAGAAAGGCGGAAGAAGAUCCCGAAGAGUCCAGUGCGCCUCGUCGAAUCCGGGCACUUGAUCCUGGUGUAGUCAACAAAAUUGCGGCAGGAGAGAUCAUUGUUGCCCCAGUAAAUGCUCUUAAAGAACUGAUUGAAAACUCCGUUGAUGCAGGCGCUACCUCACUCGAAGUUUUGGUUAAGGAGGGCGGCCUCAAACUCUUACAGAUCACCGAUAAUGGCAGCGGCAUCCAGAAAGAUGACCUGGAUAUCCUCUGCGAGCGUCAUACAACCUCAAAGAUAACGUCUUUCGAGGAUCUGGCUUCUAUCGCCACCUACGGGUUUCGCGGCGAGGCGCUAGCAAGUAUCAGCCACAUUGCCCACCUUUCAGUCACCACCAAAACCAAAGACUCCAGCUGCGCAUGGCGUGCUCAUUACCUCGAUGGCAAGCUAGCUCCUGCUAAGCCCGGCCAAACGGCGGAGCCGAAGCCAACUGCCGGCCGCCAGGGCACCCAGAUCACCGUUGAGGACCUGUUUUUCAACAUACCAACUCGUCGUCGAGCUUUUAGGUCGCCCGCCGAGGAGUACAACAAAAUCAUUGAUGUGGUGGGCCGCUACGCCGUCCACUGCAAUGGAGUAGGCUUCUCAUGCAAGAAGCACGGCGAGUCGGGCACAAGCGUCUCCAUCCCGGCCACUGCGAGCGAAGUCGACCGCAUUCGCCAGCUCUACGGAUCCAGCGUCGCCAAUGAACUAAUGGAGUUCUCCACGUCUGAAGACCGUUGGGGUUUCAAGGCAAGUGGUUUGGCGACCAACGCCAACUACCAUAUCAAAAAGACCACACUGCUCCUAUUCAUCAACCACAGAUCGGUCGAUUCAGGAAACAUAAAGAAGGCGCUCGAGCAGCUGUAUGCCACAUUUCUUCCCAAAGGCGGUCGCCCAUUCAUCUACCUUAGCCUAGAGAUUGAUCCUUCUCGUGUCGAUGUCAACGUUCACCCUACCAAACGAGAAGUCCAUUUCCUCAAUGAGGACGAUAUUAUCCAGUCAAUAUGCGAGCACAUCCGCACAAAGCUCGCCGAGGUAGAUACCAGUCGCACAUUUAUGGCACAGAGUCUCCUCCCAGGUAGUCGUUUGAUGGAUAAUUCUCCUCUGCCCGAUAGCGACAAUUCACCCAGUACACCGGCGAAGGAAGCAGCAGGCUCCAAGCGGCCGCGGAGGAACUCUAAUAGCCUCGUUCGUACCGACACGAGCUUGCGAAAGAUUACUAGCAUGCUACCUCUGGCAACCAAUGCAACGCCGUCUAAAGCCUCAUCGUCGGCGGACGACAACGCUCUGUCCAUGGCCGAGAAUAUUCAAUAUGAAAUCGUAGACAAGCCCUUUGCCCCAAUGAGACUGAGUAGCGUCAAGGAGCUUCGAGCUGAGGUUCGGGAUGACAUGCACAAUGAUCUUACUGAUAUAUUUGCCAACCACACAUUCGUUGGCGUCGUCGAUGAACGCCGGCGGCUAGCUGCCAUCCAGGGCGGUGUAAAGCUAUACCUGAUUGAUUAUGGCCGUACCUGCUACGAGUACUGCUACCAAGUCGGCCUCACUGACUUUGGAAAUUUUGGUACUAUACGGUUCAAUCCUCCGCUAGACUUGCGCGAGGUCCUCCGUAUAGGAGCAGAAAUAGAAAAGAACGAGAUCGAGGCCCCCGAAGAAGAUUUUGAAAUAGAAGAGGUAGUCGAGAAAGUCGCAUAUCAAAUCAUUGAGCGACGGGAGAUGAUCAAUGAGUACUUCUCCCUCGAAGUCUCUCCUGCGGGCGAGUUACUUUCCAUUCCUCUUCUGAUCAAAGGCUACACUCCUCCCAUGGUCAAGUUGCCCCGCUUCCUACUUCGCCUCGGGCCUUGCGUCAACUGGACCGAGGAGAAGCCUUGCUUCGAAACCUUUUUGAAGGAAUUAGCAUCUUUCUAUACACCUGAGCAGCUGCCACCGACAGUUGGUGGAGAUGCGGGCGAGAAUGAAGCAGAGGAUACCAUUGAUGAACGAAUAGCAGCGCGACGAAGAAACGUGCGUUGGGCUAUAGAGCAUGUGUUCUUUCCCGCCUUCAAGGCGAGACUAGUUGCAACAACUUCCAUGAUGAAGGCUGCUGUGUUGGAGGUUGCUGACCUGAAGGGUUUGUAUCGGGUGUUUGAGAGAUGUUAG
Colletotrichum truncatum is the source of this 2196-nucleotide messenger RNA. RefSeq names its product DNA mismatch repair protein. Gene Ontology annotation, biological process: mismatch repair. NCBI's taxonomy places the organism in Eukaryota, Fungi, Ascomycota, Sordariomycetes, Glomerellales, Glomerellaceae. Gene Ontology annotation, molecular function: ATP hydrolysis activity; ATP-dependent DNA damage sensor activity; ATP binding. Gene Ontology annotation, cellular component: MutLalpha complex. The record is from RefSeq and is a predicted model, not a curated record.